This is a messenger RNA of Lichtheimia ornata, 291 nucleotides long. RefSeq lists its product as uncharacterized. The record is from RefSeq and is a predicted model, not a curated record. Lineage: Eukaryota; Fungi; Mucoromycota; Mucoromycetes; Mucorales; Lichtheimiaceae. The transcript has a single exon. The coding region runs from base 1 to 291 and encodes 96 amino acids.
AUGUUUUCAAAAAUGAUGCUUACAUUGAUUAUGUCGCUCAUGGCAUUGUUGGCAUAUGCUCAAUCGGUUACGGUCACGUAUCACUACAACGGAUUCGAAAACCAGGAGGAUCUUCCAGCGAAUACAUGUUCAGAAAUGACGUUUCAAGACAACCCACCCACGCGUAUCAGCACAAUGGGAUCAUCUAUUGAAGUUUAUCAUGACCUGCAAUGUCAAACCCCACCCUUUAUACGAGGCAAGGAUGUUGCUCUUGAUGGUAGCCCUGUUGGUGCUAUACGUUGUUUCCUUUAA